Molecule: messenger RNA, 465 nt
Organism: Colletotrichum karsti
Lineage: Eukaryota; Fungi; Ascomycota; Sordariomycetes; Glomerellales; Glomerellaceae
Product: vegetative incompatibility protein HET-E-1
Exons: 1
Coding region: 1-465 (154 amino acids)
Source: RefSeq, a predicted model, not a curated record
AUGGAUGGCCUCGGAAUUGCAGCCAACGUUAUUGCCGUUGUUGAACUAUCUGUCAAGGUCGCUUCGAUAUGCCUUCAGUAUUCAAAAGGCGUCAAAAAUGCGAGUGACGAUAUCGUGCGGGUCACCCAGGAGCUCAACAACCUUAAGGUCACCGCAGAGGGGGCUUCACGCCUUCUCGAAGGUCCCUAUGGCGCCAAACUCGAAACAUCGCACCAACUUCUUGGUGCCGUUAAGGCAGCUGAAUCGCGACUUGAACGACUUGAGGCCGACCUUCAACCUCGCAGCACUCGCAAGGCCAUGAGCCGGCUAGGACUGCGAGCUUUGAAAUGGCCCUUCCAGAGCAAGGACGUCGAAAAGAUUGUACAAGAAAUAGCGCGGUGCACACAAACCAUCUCAAUAGGUCUACAGGUUGACCAGACGUAUGUCGCCGAGAUUCCUCCCACUCUACCUUCUCAAGCUAAUUGA